GCGGCAGGGUUUGUCCACCACAUAGUCCGUGUACAUGUGUAUAUGAGUGUAUGUGUGUAUGUAUAAAAGCUUGAGUGUAUAUGUAUAUAUGUGUGUGUAUAUGUGUGUGUAUAUGUGUGUAUAUGUGUGUGUAUAUGUGUGUUGUGCCGCUUUAUUAACUUUAUCAACAAAAAUGAUUCCAUGCACUGAUACAAAAUUAACUAUGACGACAGAAUCACUGUGACAAAAGCUGUGUGGAUGGAGUCUUUGCGGGGGGUUGGCGGUCUUUCCCGCGAGUAUAAGCUGGUAAUGCUGGGCGAAGGAGGAGUGGGUAAAAGCGCCAUCAUCAUGCAGUUUAUCAGUCACCGGUUCCCUGAGGAUCACGACCCUACUAUAGAGGACGCCUAUAAGACGCAGAUCCGCAUCGAUGACGAGCCGGCGAACCUGGACAUCUUGGACACAGCAGGACAGGCUGAAUUCACAGCUAUGCGUGAUCAGUACAUGCGUGCCGGUGAAGGCUUCAUCAUUUCCUACUCCAUCACGGACCGGCGCAGCUUCCAGGAGGCUCGCCACUUCAAGCAGCUGAUCUGCCGUGUGCGGCGCACUGUGGACACACCCGUGGUGCUUGUGGGAAACAAAUCUGACCUUGCACACCUGAGACAGGUGUCCGUAGAGGAGGGGAAGGACCUGGCGAGGGAGUUCCAGUGUCCAUUUUUCGAGACGUCGGCAGCCUUCCGUUACUACAUCGAUGAGGUUUUUGCCGCUCUGGUGCGUCAGAUCCGUCAGCGCGAGGCUGAAGUGGUGCGCAGCGGCGAGAGAAAGACGCGACGUAGCCGAUCUCUCUGGAGCCGCUUUAAAGCGCCCUUUCGCAAGAAACAGCACUUCGAGAACUGACGUGGCUGUUGGGGGAAGAAGAGGAAGUUACUGCUCCGAUGUUCUCGACUGUAACCCUGUUACCUCCACCCUGUGGAGAGGUGGUGCGGGAACUGUUAACCUAGUAGUUUAUAAUCUGAUUUCUCUUUUAAUGAAGCACUCUGAAUGGUGUAUCGGUUAUGUUUGAUCUGACACCAGCCUUCGACGUCCAGGACACACUUACAGCCACAAGAUACCGGCUACUCACUGUUACCUUUUACCUGAGGCGCAAUUCUUCAUAAUACUGUAUCUAGUGAAACGUAUUAAACUUGACUUUAGUUACAAGGAGCUUAGCUUUUGAUGUUGACUUUCAGGGGAACUGUAGUACCUCCAAUUCAUAACAAGUGGAAUGAAAUCCGAAGGUGGGGAGAUACUGAGAAACUGAUAAAGAACGAGAGAGUUAUGUGUGUGUAAUAUAUAUAUAUCAGGGUCUGAAAUGACUCCACUGUGGCAGUAAAUAACAACUGAUUUAACCCUGAUCUUUCUUAAAGGUUAUUAAAACACUUCUUCCAGUCAGUGCAUCAUCACACUGUCAUAGAUACACAAUGGUGCUUAAAGACACACAGAUCAUCGGUUUAAAGUCUGUAGUGUUUUUUAGUUCCCCAGUGCGUACGUUUUGACGUGAUUCUGAUGAACAGCUUACUGCAGUUUCAGCGUAUCGUGUCAGUUACAACCUCUUAUUAAAUAUACACUGUGGAUGUUUAGCUGUGUCUUAGGAGAGCUUAAAAAACCCAAACACACCCACACGUAACAACAGUAUCAAUCCAACACACACACACACACACACACACACACACACACACACAGAAUAGAGACAAAAUACAAGGGCUGAGGUUUUGUUGCGCUUCCUCGUUUCAGGUUCGAAAGCAAAAUCACAAUAAAAACCUCUGACAAAAUCCUAACUUCAACCGUGGAGAAUUGAGAUGGAGAAGCAUUUCAGACCCUGAUCAUGUAGUUUAGAACAGGCUUCAGAUUUGCCUCAGAGUGUUUAGGGCAUGUGAGGAAAAGAGAUAGAAAGAGAUCAAAUUAUGUGCAGGAUGGGUUCGAUGGGUGUGAGGUUCGAAUGCAGCUGAAUAAAGGAUUGUGUAACGUUUUCUUUUUCAUGUUUGUUUGCAGAUCACAGUUUUGCAGCUCGGAGGUUUUUAAUGUGGUUUAUAUCCUAAACAGCUCCCUACAGAGCGCAAGAGUGCGGUGUUGAAACCACAACAUCAAACCCUGUGCUUUUAAAAAGGAAGUAGGGAGGCAUUCGGCCUGAGGCUCAUUUGAGAGUAGUGUUAUUUUUGGAAAUGAGCAGUGCAACAUAUUCACACACACACACACACACACACACACACACUGGGAAAGGCACAGGACACAGCAUAAGGACGUAUGUAAUGUUAUCAACUUUAAAGAUCACGCUAGGAUUUUUUAAUAACAAACAGCAUUAAUUUAAAAGUCAUGAUUCAACCAAACACACUGGAACUCAUCUCACAUGUCUGGGAUUAGUCGUGACGAGAGUCGUCACAGCACAAGAGAACACACUUCUAGGGAUUAGUAACAUCUCGUUUUGCAUCCCGUUGGUAUUUUCGGACUUGUUCUCUAUGUUAGAUGGCGUACAAAUGUGACACCUUGACAAACUUCUUCUUUUUUUUUUUUUUUUGUUAAUCAAUUUUGUGCAAUUACUUCAUGAAAAAUCUAAAUGGCGUGUCUGAUUAUUGUUCGUUUUUUUAACUGUGAGAUUUUUUUUCCCCUCUCAACUGUGUGAUCAUGAAUACUAUAUUUUCUUUAAUUUAUUUUCAUCAGAGAUUCUUAAAUAAAAUGGUGUAGCUGA
Molecule: messenger RNA, 2701 nt
Organism: Tachysurus fulvidraco (yellow catfish)
Lineage: Eukaryota; Metazoa; Chordata; Actinopteri; Siluriformes; Bagridae
Gene: rit1
Product: Ras-like without CAAX 1
Exons: 6
Coding region: 238-873 (211 amino acids)
Biological process (GO): Ras protein signal transduction
Cellular component (GO): plasma membrane
Molecular function (GO): calmodulin binding; GTPase activity; GTP binding
Source: RefSeq, a predicted model, not a curated record